This is a messenger RNA of Aaosphaeria arxii CBS 175.79, 2990 nucleotides long. Its product is annotated as tubulin-domain-containing protein. Gene Ontology annotation, biological process: microtubule nucleation; meiotic spindle organization; mitotic cell cycle. The record is from RefSeq and is a predicted model, not a curated record. The transcript is spliced from 8 exons. Gene Ontology annotation, cellular component: microtubule; gamma-tubulin complex; cytoplasm. Gene Ontology annotation, molecular function: phosphoric diester hydrolase activity; GTP binding; structural constituent of cytoskeleton. Lineage: Eukaryota; Fungi; Ascomycota; Dothideomycetes; Pleosporales. Bases 235 to 2697 code for a protein of 820 amino acids.
UUCACUCGUAGGGCCAUAGGUGUCCGACGGGCGAACCCUUUUUGCAGGUACCUCUUAUUGCGGCCGGCUGCUGAUCAUAAGAACUAAUCGCGCGUGCACACCUAUAUACUGCUUCUCACGCAUGCUCUUCCGUGCGCCGGUUCAUGUCGAAAUUCCCAAAUCAAGCCGCUGUAAUCGUCCCUUUGCAUUCGGUCUUCGGAGGCCUGUGUUCAAACUAGCCCCAGCUCGGUAAUCAUGAUUGAGAGGACAGUCGACUACACGCCUGAGACGGUGGAAACACCGCUGCUGGAAAACAUGGUAGUACCACCAGUUUUCAAAGCAUUAACUCGGGAUAUCGACAAAUUCGCUGAGCAGCCUCUGCUCGGCCCAAGAGCAGAAUUCACACUACCCAGCUUUGCGCUUGCUCGUAAGGAUGUGUCCGGAAAAAGAAAACCCCAGGCAAUCGCACAUAGAGGUUAUAAAGCACAAUUCCCCGAAAACACUUUAGGAGCAUUCAAGGGUGCUGUUGAAGUUGGUGCGGAAGCAUUGGAGACGGAUCUCCACAUCUCCAAAGAUGGUGUAGUUGUUCUUUCACACGACAAAGACCUGAAGCGGUGUUUUGGCCGGCAAGAGAAGAUCAUCGACUGUGACUGGGAAUUUUUGAGCAAAUUGAAAACACUGAAAGAGCCCCACCAGUCUAUGCCCAGAUUACUUGACUUGCUUGAAUACCUGGCCGAACCAGGAAAGGAGGAGAUCUGGUUGUUACUCGAUAUUAAGCUCGACAACGACCCCGAGGAUAUUAUGCGCCUGAUAGCGAGCACGGUUGAGAGUGUACGCCCAUCGCCGAAUAAGCCAUGGUCAUCGCGUAUUGUCUUGGGCAUAUGGGCAGCGAAAUAUCUUCCGUUGUGCUCACGGCAUCUUCCCGGAUUUCCCAUUACUCACAUUGGGUUUUCUAUCCUUUACGCUUCCAGAUUUUUUUCAGUCCCAAAUGUGUCUUUCAACUUGCUACAAGGUAUCAUCAUGACACCUUGGGGCAAAGCUUUCCUCAAGAAGGCGCAGUGUGAAAAGAGGCCAGUGUUUGCAUGGACAGUCAAUGAAGAGCGACGGAUGAGAUGGGACAUCCGGCACGGACUGGACGGCGUAAUCACAGACGACCCAAAGCUAUUUCUCGAGGUUAGGAAGAGUUGGCAUGAGGGGAUGCAUGAGGGUUUUGGGAUGUUGAUGUGGCUCGAUGUUAUUCGCAUCAAUCUCCUGGCCUUGAUAUUCGGGGUCCUGUUCCAGUUUAAAUUCGGUUUCACAGAGCGGAAAACGUCGAGUAGAAGGGUGAAUGCCGUGCCUGAGGAGAUAAUAACAUUGCAGGCCGGUCAGUGCGGUAAUAGCGUUGGCCAACAAUUUUGGCAGCAGCUAUGUCAGGAACACGGCAUCAACCAAGAUGGAAACCUCGAGGACUUUGCCACAGAAGGUGGUGAUCGAAAAGAUGUGUUCUUCUAUCAAUCGGACGAUACCCGCUACAUUCCACGAGCAAUCCUUCUCGACUUAGAACCGCGAGUGUUGAACUCGAUCCAAAACAGUCCUUACAAGAACAUUUACAAUCCCGAGAACUUCUACAUCCACAAGGAUGGCACCGGUGCUGGUAACAACUGGGGAAUGGGAUACAGCAUGGGCGAACAAGUGCAGGAUGAAGUUCUGGAUAUGAUAGAUCGUGAAGCAGACGGGUCAGACUCGCUCGAAGGCUUCAUGCUUCUUCAUUCAAUCGCUGGUGGAACGGGCUCUGGCUUAGGCUCAUUCAUGCUUGAGCGUCUCAACGACAGGUUUCCCAAGAAGCUCAUCCAGACCUACAGUGUCUUUCCAAAUACCCAAGACGGCGAUAUUGUGGUUCAGCCAUAUAACAGUCUAUUGAGUAUGCGGAGGUUGACUCAGAACGCCGACUCGGUUGUUGUCCUCGACAAUGGCGCUCUCUCUAGGAUUGCCGCAGAUCGAUUACACGUCCAAAAUCCUUCGUUCCAACAAACCAACCAGCUCGUAUCUACAGUCAUGUCUGCUAGUACGACAACGCUCCGUUACCCGGGCUAUAUGCAUAACGAUCUCGUCGGAAUUGUUGCAUCUCUUAUUCCCACACCUCGCUGUCACUUCUUGAUGACCUCAUAUACACCAUUUUCGGGCGAGAAUGUCGAACAGGCGAAGACCGUGCGUAAAACUACUGUCUUGGAUGUCAUGAGACGGCUGCUUCAGCCGAAGAAUAGGAUGGUUUCCACGAACCCCACAAAGAAGAGCUGCUACAUGUCCAUUUUGAACAUCAUACAAGGAGAAGCCGAUCCUACGGACGUUCAUAAGUCGCUCCUCCGUAUCCGAGAACGGCGGCUGGCUACUUUCAUCCCAUGGGGUCCAGCCUCGAUCCAAGUCGCGCUCACCCGCAAGUCUCCUUAUGUCACGUCCUCGCAUCGCGUAUCUGGCCUCAUGCUUGCUAACCAUACAGGUAUUGCUACCUUGUUCAAGCGAAUUGUUGCGCAGUAUAACACUCUGCGCAAGAGGAAUGCUUUCUUGGAGAGCUACAAGCGAGAGGCGCCUUUCAGAGAUGGACUGGGCGAGUUCGAUGAAGCUAAGGAGGUAGUUCAGGGAUUGAUCCAGGAAUAUGAGGAAGCUGAAGACGCGGACUAUCUCAGCAAAGAUCAGGAAGCACCGAAAGAUGAAGGGGAUGAUAAACGAGUAGGUGCAUGAUUCAGCAUUAGCCCAGGUCGGCUUGCACGGCGCUCUCGGGGUUCUUUGGCGUCAACUUAUGGGCGCAUAGUCAGUUCAAGGUCCAGUCAAACAUGAUCAAUGAUACCAUUUUGUUUCCGCCUGAACAUGAACCUGAUCACAAUUCUGAAUACAUCAAAUGAAGGUAGGGUCAAAUGCGCAGCAACCUUGGGUGGUGUAAACCAAGACAAUGACGGGGUUGGGCCCUCGCAACGAUUCCCAUUCGCCCAUUUAUUGUUUAUGGCAAUUGAGUCAUCGCCAUCUUCAAGUUAUAU